AUGACAUGUAGUCUAUAUGCUGUUGUCUUGCAGAUGAUAAAAGUAACUCCAGGCGUGGGGUACCGGAAAGAUGAUACUAACACACUUGAAUUUGCAAGCUACAAUCCAGCAGCUAAGGAAAACUUGAAGGAAGGAAAAAAUAUCCACUUUCAGGAAAUGCUUGACAAGACAUUAAAGAGCAUCUUCCAAGAUGAUUGGAGUACAACACUCCCUGAAAGAAGGCUGGCUGACAAGGAAGGGAAAUUGCAUAGGCUGUCCAAGUGGCUACAACACGAAUAUAUGACGUUGGAUGAUGUCAAAUAUGCUGCUUUGCUUUUGAAAGAGCAAGAGUCACAUCACAUGUUAUCAUUUGCAGUAGUUAUGAGGAAUGAGAAACUAGAUGAGUUCCUCAUGGCCCUGCUCUUCCACCUAUCUUUUUACCUGGAAAAAAUUGCCCUGGAAAAGAAAUGCAGAUCCUUGAUUUUGACUAUGAUAUUUUUAGAGAAGAAAGAAAUGGACAAUGUGUUGGUGAAGUUAGUGGUGGCCAGGAUUCACCUUGCCAAGGUGUACUGUAACCUUCUCCUCCUCGGAGGCAUGGCACAGCAGUGCCUCAUGCCUACUGGAAAGAGAAAAACAUCGUUGCAGAAAGAUUGGAGCUUCUUUGAGGGCUUCUACAACUUCUGCAGCUAUGUGGCUUGGCUUGUGUUCAGAUGGAAGCACUUCCAAAUUAACACGAUGUUUUCUAACAGGGUGGGCAUCACUGGAGCUCAUUGUAGUGAGCUAAAAUCUUUUAUGAGUAUGCCUGAUGGGACAAUGGAGGAGGAGGAGGAGGAAGAAGAACAAGAACAAGGAAGAAUAAGGAGUGUUUUUUCCAUCCUGACAAACUACCUCAGUCUGCCGCCUCUGAGAAGCCCCUGA
Messenger RNA from Cariama cristata (Red-legged seriema), 897 nucleotides. It is a transcript of the gene PPP1R36, whose product is annotated as protein phosphatase 1, regulatory subunit 36. Gene Ontology annotation, molecular function: phosphatase binding. Lineage: Eukaryota; Metazoa; Chordata; Aves; Cariamiformes; Cariamidae. The record is from RefSeq and is a predicted model, not a curated record. Gene Ontology annotation, biological process: negative regulation of phosphatase activity.